Molecule: messenger RNA, 943 nt
Organism: Lacerta agilis (Sand lizard)
Lineage: Eukaryota; Metazoa; Chordata; Lepidosauria; Squamata; Lacertidae
Gene: TMA16
Product: translation machinery associated 16 homolog
Exons: 7
Coding region: 169-759 (196 amino acids)
Cellular component (GO): nucleus
Source: RefSeq, a predicted model, not a curated record
GCGGCGAAUCAUCGGGAGGCUGCUGUUAAUUGGUGGGAGGAAGCGGAACCGAGAGUUCGUGGGCCGCGGGGUCUAGCCGGGUGGUUUACGGCGACGAACUCCGUCCCCCACUCCGAGGCGCACACCGCUCGUGCCGGGAAGCUCUGCUUGGUUUCCUCCUCCGUGAACAUGCCUAAAGCAGCAAAGGGCAAAAGGGGAGCACAGGAGAAGAAAGUCAUCCAUCCCUACAGCAGAAAAGCUGCUCAGCUUACAAAAGAAGCACACAAACAAGAAAGAAAGGAAAAGUUGAAAAAUGAAAAGGCCUAUCGUCUCAGCGUUGUGGGUGAAAAAUUGCUUUGGUUUCAAAGUCACCUUGAUCCUGACAAAGUGGAGUACACAAGAAAAGAAGCCUGUGAGCUAACAGAAAAUUAUUUGCAGCGUUUCAGUGAUGAGUUGGAGCAGAUUGAACUGCGUAACAGUAUUAAAGGACGGCAGGCCAGACAGCACAGUUCCAGGGAAACAGCCAUCAAACAAACUAUGGAACGUGAACGACAGAUGUAUGAAGGAUAUGGGCUAGAGAUCCCCGACAUUGUGAACUGUAAGCACCUUAAAACAUUCAGUACCUGGGAUGGUGAUUUGCAGAAGCUACCAAACAUUAAAAUGAGGAAGAUAUCCAGUAAAGAUGCUCUUAGCAGUUUAACUAAGAAGGCAACAGUUGAAGCUGAGAUGGACUUGGAUGCAGAGAAACAAAUGCUUGCUGGUAUGGGAAAUGACAGUUGAAGCAAAUUGCCAACCUGCUAUUUCAGUUAGAGCUAGACUAAAUCACAUUUUGAGUGUAAAUGUGACAGGACCCAGCUAUUUUGACUAUGACCAGCACUGUAAUUUGGCCUUCAAUUCAUGAUGUAAUAAGAUGAUGUUGCAUCAUUGUCUUUUGAAAAACAUUAAAAUAUUUCAAGUUCAUAGA